AUGAACUGCUGCGUCGAACUCUCAAGACGCUCGUUUAGCAAUGCCCCGAUAACGCAAUCAAUUGCUAGUCCUUCCAACCACGAAGGUAAUUCUGGUCAUACCAGCCAAUGCCAGUCGUACACCAAUGCAGAUGUCUCCCGGAGUAUCGUGCCUGUGGAUGAAACACGGGCCGAGACAGCAGUAUGCGAGAAGUUCCUCGUUGCGCAACAGUCUCUUGCGUUAACCAUUCCUCCGGGCCCCAAGUUCUGGAGCCACCGGCUGCGUAAGGCUCCCAACGGGAAAGACAUCAUCGUGCACUAUUGCAAGUCCCUUAAAAAGACUGAGGAGGUAGCAAAAUACUUCUUGAAAGAUGAUGUAAUAGGUUUUGACAUGGAAUGGAAACCGCAGUCAAGCAGAUCUGCCAGCAUUCAGAACAACGUCUCGUUGAUACAGAUUGCAAAUGCGGAGCGAAUUGCCCUCUUCCAAAUUGCACUGUUCAAACCCGCGAGAACACCGGAAGACUUCAUUUCGCCUUCUCUACGAAACAUUCUUGAAUCACCAAAAAUUACGAAGGCUGGAGUAGCGAUUAAGGCGGACUGUACGCGACUAAAGAACUUUCUCGGCAUCAAUGUUCGUGGGAUUUUCGAACUCAGUCACCUGUACAAGUUGGUCAAGUACUGCCAGUCAGAUCCAGCUCUCAUCAACAGAAGACCUGUCAAUCUAAGCGAGCAGGUCGAAGAGCACUUUGGUCUACCUCUAGCAAAGGAUGAUGAUGUCCGAUGCGGUGAUUGGACCACUGCACUAAACUACCGUCAAGUUCAGUAUGCUGCAACCGACUCGUAUGCAUGUCUGUGUCUUUUCAAUACUAUGGACGCCAAGCGCAGGGCCUUGACUCCGAUGCCCCCUUUACCAGCACAUGCUGAGCUGGACCAGCCGAUUCGCCUAGUAGAAGAGCUUGAUGUUGAAACAACCAACAACAAACCGGUUGAAUCUCAGUUCAUCAAGCCGGCAGUGCGUCUUGAGACCGAGGACGAUGCUUCUAAAAUAACACCCUCCGCACGCACCAUGUGA
Molecule: messenger RNA, 1050 nt
Organism: Aspergillus lentulus
Lineage: Eukaryota; Fungi; Ascomycota; Eurotiomycetes; Eurotiales; Aspergillaceae
Product: 3'-5' exonuclease
Biological process (GO): nucleobase-containing compound metabolic process
Cellular component (GO): cytoplasm; nucleus
Molecular function (GO): 3'-5' exonuclease activity; nucleic acid binding
Source: RefSeq, a predicted model, not a curated record